AUGCAAGGCCUUUUUCCGCCGAAAUGCAUUAAAAUCGAUGGCAUGCGCAAAGAAUGGAUAAUGACAGAUGAAGAAAAGCAGAUGAAAAAGCAAAAAAUCGAAACGAAUCGCCGUUUAAAAGAACUUUCAGUGAAUUAUCAGACUUAUGUUGAUAACUCGGAUCAAGCGUCAUCCGAUACAGUAUCUCCUGAUACAAAUGUUUUGCCACAAUCACUUUUCUCAGUGUCACUAACACAAUCUGAUUGGACUAAAUUGCAUGAUAUUCAAACAGCUUAUACAAAUGCAGUUAAAAUGAAUUCUGUUGAAGGUCUUCAUAGGUAUCCCUCAAUAGAAACAUUUUCCUCAACUGAUCAAUUGAUUAAUAUACCAACAAAUAUUGCAUCAUUACGUUUAAUAGCAUAUAUUAAACAAAUUCCAGAAUUUCAAACAUUGAAUGAAGAUGAUAAAGUGACACUUGUAAAAUACAAUAUACUAGCAGCAAUCUUUAUGCAUGGAGUUUUAAUUUAUGAUCCAUUAAAUGAUACAUUUCAUGAACAUAAUACAGAUGAUUAUCUAUUUGAUGCAAAAGAUUUUAUAACAACUAUAAGUUUAGAUUUUUAUCAACAAACAACAUAUGUUAUGAAAGAUUUAAUUCAAAUUGUGGAACAUGAUCGUAUGAUCGUUAAAAUUCUUAUUAUUAUUUUAAUUUGUUCAAAGGGUUUCUGUGCUUAUGAAUAUAUGCAAGAACCAAUAUUAAAUAAUACCAUAAAUGUCUAUAAUGUACAAAAUAUUUAUAUUGAUCUUUUAUGGUUAUAUUGUUCAAAUCAAUUUGGUUAUUGGAGAACAGUAAAUUUAUUUUCAAAAUUAUUAACAAGAUUUAUGUCAAUUCAAAUAUUAGCAAAAGAUAUGAGAACAAUUCUACAUCAUCAACCUAGUAUUGAUCAAAAAUUGGUGCCAUUGAUGAAGUCUCUUAUGUUACUUACAUAG
Molecule: messenger RNA, 966 nt
Organism: Didymodactylos carnosus
Lineage: Eukaryota; Metazoa; Rotifera; Eurotatoria; Philodinida; Philodinidae
Source: the annotation of a GenBank genome assembly